Messenger RNA from Engraulis encrasicolus (European anchovy), 1443 nucleotides. RefSeq names its product NME/NM23 nucleoside diphosphate kinase 6 (gene nme6). Gene Ontology annotation, biological process: negative regulation of mitotic nuclear division; GTP biosynthetic process; CTP biosynthetic process. Gene Ontology annotation, cellular component: mitochondrion. Lineage: Eukaryota; Metazoa; Chordata; Actinopteri; Clupeiformes; Engraulidae. Gene Ontology annotation, molecular function: nucleoside diphosphate kinase activity. Bases 273 to 830 code for a protein of 185 amino acids. The record is from RefSeq and is a predicted model, not a curated record. The transcript has 6 exons.
GUUCAUUUGAACUGUUACGUUCGUUUAACAGGUUAUUACAUUAAUGUUUUAAGAAAUUUAGACUUAACAAAUACACUAUACGACGAGUCUGUUUACGCCUUCAAAUGACAGUUAAUGACAUAACACAUGACAGUUUCUUACACUUUGUCAGCGGUGUGUACACAGGUUAGCUUAAAGAAGAAGUAUCUGCAUAGGUCUAUCAUACAAUUCUGCGUAAUAACGCAAACGCCAUCUGAAUGUAACUUCUGAAAUCGGCUGAAUUGGGACGAAGCAUGGGCUCGGUAGGACCUCUGCGAUGUGCCAAAGCUCUUCAGCUCACCCUUGCGGUAAUCAAACCAGAUGCUGCGGCCCAUCCUUUGAUUGUGGAGGCCCUCCAUCAGAAAAUAUUGGACCACAAAUUCAUCAUUGUAAAGUCGAGAGACCUAGUGUGGCGAAGACAAGAUUCUGAGAAGUUUUAUGCAGAGCAUAAAGAGCGAUUCUUCUAUCAAAGGCUUGUGGAGUUCAUGUCGAGUGGGCCAAUGAGAGCGUACAUACUGGCCAGGGAGGACGGCAUUGGCUACUGGCGUGAACUAAUGGGUCCAACCAAAGUGUAUCGGGCUCGAUACUCCUCUCCAAGCACCAUUCGAGCCCAGUAUGGACUCACAGACACCAGAAACACCACUCACGGCUCAGACUCUGUAGAAUCUGCACAAAGAGAGAUCACAUUCUUCUUCCCGGAAUUCCGCAUUCAAGAGUGGAUGGAGAGGCUGGAGCCAUCCUUCAGGGCUGGGCAGAUGGCCUACGACCAGGAGAGGAAGAUUCACACCUUGCAACAACAACUUCAAAGUUGACCACAGGCAGUAAAGCUGCCAAGGGGUGGGGCCGGUCAGAGGUGCAUCUUGUCACAGGCAGACAGUUGAUUGGGGCCCACAAGCCCCUAGAUCAGGGGUGGGGAACCUUUUUCAUUCAAGGGGCGACUUCAAAUUCAUCCGAGGGCCGCAAAAGUCCUCCGAGGGCCGUUCUAUGAACACAAAACAGGAUUUUCCCCUGAACUUUAGGCCUAUAUUGAGGGUAGCCACCUUUAAAACAGACUCCAUCGACUCUAUGUCCCCUGAAUAUAAGUUAAUUGUCAAGGGGUGGGGGUGGGGGGUGGUGAGGAGGAUACAAAGGGGUCAGUUGUCCUGGGCCCAGGGAGAGAGAGAGAGAGGGGGGGGGGUCCUGGAUUAGGCCUUCGUUAUUACAUUGUAUACUGGGUGGAGGGACAGACUUUUCUGAUGACUGCCCAGAGCUAGCCAAAGUUGUCAGUGUGUCUGACCACAGGCCCUCAUAAGUAAUUGCUGCAGAGCUGAACUUACCAUAAUGGAUUCUACUGCGCUGGAACUGCUGAACUGACUCUCAUAAACUCUCAUAUUGAAUACAUUGUACUGCAACCUCAGAGAUCUAAAUACACCAUGUGUUCAUAUA